Molecule: messenger RNA, 1095 nt
Organism: Diospyros lotus (date-plum)
Lineage: Eukaryota; Viridiplantae; Streptophyta; Magnoliopsida; Ericales; Ebenaceae
Product: protein FAR1-RELATED SEQUENCE 5-like
Exons: 2
Coding region: 1-1095 (364 amino acids)
Biological process (GO): regulation of DNA-templated transcription
Molecular function (GO): zinc ion binding
Source: RefSeq, a predicted model, not a curated record
AUGGAGGGUCAGGCACCUAUUGGUAUAAUUACUGAUCAGGAUAGGGCUAUGCAAAAUGCCAUUCAAAUUGUUUUUCCGAACACAAGACAUAGAUGGUGUUUGUGGCACAUACUUAAGAAGUUGCUUGAAAAAUUUGGGGGCCACCCUUAUAAGGGUUCAAUACUCUCGGCUGUGCACGAAGUGGUCUAUGAGUCGCAAAGUCUGGAAGAAUUUGAACGGGGUUGGCAUUCAUUGAUUGAUAUGUACGCAUUGCACAACAAUGAUUGGUUGUCCGGGCUUUUCAGAGAAAGAGGUCGGUGGGUACCUUAUUUUUUGAGAACAAGUUUCUGGGCUGGGAUGUCAACAACGCAACUGAGUGAGAGUAUGAAUGCAUUUUUUGAUGGAUAUGUCAACUCAAAAACCUCGUUGAAGCUAUUCGUUGAACAGUAUGAGCGGGUCUUGAGGAGCAAAGUUGAAAAGGAAUUCCAGGCAGAUUUUAAGUCAUUUUCACAGAUGGUACCGUGUGCAACUAAGUAUUGUAUAGAGAAACAGUUCCAAGAGGUUUACACAAUCUCCAAAUUUAAAGAAUUUCAAGAAGAGCUAACUGGAAAAGUGUAUUGUGAUAUUAUCUCUACCGAGCUGACUUGUCUUGGAACUAGGUAUGAAGUCCAAGAAGAUAUAAUAUUUAACGCAACAACAAAGAGGAAGACUUUUACGGUGAUGUUUGAGGGAGAGAUUGGUCGCAUUGUUUGUAGCUGUCACUUGUUCGAGUUUCGAGGAAUACUUUGCAGACAUGUUAUUUCUAUAUUAAUUCGAAACAAUGUCAAAAUGAUUCCUGAGAGUUAUAUCUUGAGGAGAUGGAGGAAAGAUGUGUGUAGAGCAUACACAAGGGUCAAGAUCAAUUACAGUGGUUGGGUUAGCACUCCUGAGCAGGUAAAAUAUGAUAAAUUGCAAAGUUUAUUUGCCAAGGUUGCAAAUUUAGUAAUGGAUGAUGAGGAACGAACCCGCGAGGUGGGGCCGAAUUAUCAACCUUGGAAUGCAGCGUAUGGAGUGAAUUGGGUUCCGGCUUAUACAAUGGGUCAACCAUUUAUGCCAUCUUAUUUGCCACCUCGAUGA